Amphimedon queenslandica is the source of this 814-nucleotide messenger RNA. RefSeq lists its product as uncharacterized. The transcript is spliced from 4 exons. Lineage: Eukaryota; Metazoa; Porifera; Demospongiae; Haplosclerida; Niphatidae. The coding region runs from base 140 to 721 and encodes 193 amino acids. The record is from RefSeq and is a predicted model, not a curated record.
AGAAAGCAAGCAGGCAUCAAGUAUUGAAUAUGAUGAUGUUGUUGACUCAUUUAAGUUUAUUGAACCAAAUGGAACUCUUAAAUUGACUGUACACACUGUACAGGAGGUUGGAUGGACUGUUAAUCCUGAUAGAAAACCAAUGAAAUUGCUUCAGUCAAGAGUUGACCUGUUCCCGUUAAAUCCCUCUUAUGCAACUUGUAGCGUGUCAGUGUAUGCUGAAAUUGGUGUUGCUAAAAAGCCACUUCAUUGUCCAAUUGAUUUAAUUGGAAUAGAUCCUGAUACUACAAUUUGCAUUAACAGAUCCCCACCUCCUUCAUCAUCAAUGAGAGACAGUACUAGCUCAAGCUCCUCUACUGCUAGUAUCAGUCAAACCAGGAGAGAGACUGAAGAAGGUACAUUUAGAUCUGAUAUUGCUUAUAGAGUAAUGACAGAAUGUACUGGAACAAUAAAAGAAAGGCUCGACCUAAGUACUUGUUCACUGGUAGAUAGGCUACUGGAGAAGAGGAUAAUAAAUGAGAAGCAGAAGACUCAAAUUACUGAUCAGCACUGUGGAUUGACUGCUGAUCAAAGAAUGGACAAGUUACUUAGUUUAGUUAAAGCAUCCAUUGAAGUGGACAGCCAAGUAUUUCAUUUGUUUGUAGAAAUAAUUAAACAAGAGAAUACAUUAAUAACUGAUAGACUUGCACAGACACUAUUGGACUAUUAUAAAAGAUUGUUGUAGAUCUAAUUUUUAAUUUUGAUACUAAAAUUAAUAUUAAUUAAUUAUUUUAUCGAUGCUUAAUUGUCUACCUAUUGUUGUUGCUGUUGUUGUUUU